Messenger RNA from Frieseomelitta varia, 2494 nucleotides. RefSeq names its product choline transporter-like 1 (gene Ctl1). The transcript is spliced from 12 exons. The record is from RefSeq and is a predicted model, not a curated record. Gene Ontology annotation, cellular component: membrane. Bases 314 to 2335 code for a protein of 673 amino acids. Gene Ontology annotation, biological process: transmembrane transport. Lineage: Eukaryota; Metazoa; Arthropoda; Insecta; Hymenoptera; Apidae. Gene Ontology annotation, molecular function: transmembrane transporter activity.
CACAAUACUGUACAUUGAAACUAAGUCCCCUGCGUCUUUCUGAUUAUUAUUAAUAUUUGACUCACGUUGACUAACGUGAACUGAUUUAAUUUUGUAAUUUUACUCUUUUGCCUCAAUUACUCCGAAUAACGUAAUAUUAAACAAAGAAUACAUCGAAAUAAAAAUUAUCAUGUUAUAUACAAUGUGUUCAUAACUGAAGAUAACUUCAAGGUAAUCCAAAGGAGGGAGUAGCUCUGAAAUCGAAGACAACUCAAGUAUUUUUAACGUAAUAUUUAAGUGCCUUAUUUUGUAAUAAUAAUUUAAGCUUUAAGAAAUGUCUUGCUGUUCGGGAGACGAGGACGAUGAGCAACGGCCUGAGCCGACACACGUACGAGAAUGCACCGAUAUUAUUUGGCUUUGUUGUUUUAUAGUAUUUUGGUUUCUUAUGAUUUUGAUAGCAGCCUUUGCUCUUGUUUAUGGUAACCCUAUACGACUUAUAAAUGGAUAUGACAGCUUUGGAAAUACUUGUGGUAUGAAAAAUAAUCCAAAGUUUGGUAGUAUGGAGUUGUCUGGACAAGACACCAGUGAUAAACCAUACCUGUUCUUUUUGGAUAUAUACAAUGUCACCCAGUCUUUAAAAAUUUGUGUCAAGAAGUGCCCAGAUCGAACUAUGACAACAAUGAAUGAUAUAUGUAAAUUUUAUGAAGAAACAGGAUCUCAACUUUGUCAUGAUAAACCUGCAAAUAAUUUCAGUGCUUGUAGUAAUGGGAACAGAAAAAACAAAACUGGCUCUUGUCCUGGAUUACCAGUGUAUAAUAGUAUGCUAGUUCUUAACCGUUGUAUUCCUAAGGCUAUAAAAGAUGUAGGAGAAACUAUAAUUGCAAAUUUAUAUGGCCUUAUUAAUUCUUGGGAUAUUAUUGAGCAAAUUUUGGGAGAUUUGUAUAAAACAUGGAGAGAGAUUUUAUCUUUAUCCUUUUUAGCUUUUGUUUUAUCUCUUUUCAUGAUUGCUAUAUUUCAUUUAUUAGCAAGUAUUGUGACAUGGAUUGUGAUGAUUCUUGUCAGUGUAUCAACUAUAGCUGGGAGUGCAUUAUUAUGGUGGACAUAUAUAGAAAUUAAAAGAACUUUAGAUAAAACUAAUCCGAAUCAGCUUUUAGAGGAAUCUGUUAGAAAUGAAAGAGCAUUUUUAGCUUUUUCUAUUAUUGCAACAAUAAUAACUGUCAUCUUAUUAUUACUUUUAAGUAUAUUGCGCAAACGUAUUGGAUUCAUGACAGCAUUAUUCAAAGAAAGUGCUAAAUGUUUAGCAGAAUUACCAGGUUUAUUUUUUCAACCUUUGCUAACGUUUACUGCACUGAUACUAUUUUUUGCAUUUUGGAUAACUGUAAUUCUUUGCCUUGCAACAGCCAAUUAUCCUGGAACAAAAUCUGUACAGAUGUAUAAAAAUCACAUAUUUGAUCCUCUAAAUUUGAGUUUAAUUAGAGAAAAAAGUGCGUAUAUUGAAGAAAAAAAAUUUGAUUUUUCUUUUGACUCAUUUAAAACUUUCACGCUUGUGGAAUAUGUAGACCCAACUUGGGUAAAGUAUAUGUGGUGGGUGUACAUCAUAGGAUUAAUAUGGACAUCUGAAUUCAUUAUUUCUUGUCAAGAUAUGGUAAUAUCAGGAGCUGUAGCACACUGGUAUUUUAGAGGCAAAAAUGCUAGUACAUCCCCAGUAUGCUCUGCUAUGGGAAAUUUAGUUAGUUAUCACUUAGGUUCUGUAGCUUGUGGCUCAUUUUUAAUAACACUUUUUAAGUUACCUCGUUUAAUCUUGACAUAUUUGUAUGCUAAAUUCGAGAAAAAUAAAGAAACAUCUCCAUGUGCACAGUGUGGCUUAAAAUGUUGCAUAUGCUGUUUUUAUUGUUUAGAAAAAUUUAUUCGAUACAUGAACCAUAAUGCAUACACAGUAGUUGCCAUCGAAGGGACACAUUUUUGCAAUGCAGCUAAAAUCGCAUUUACAGCUCUUGUUAAUAAUGCUUUACAAAUAGCAGUAAUUAAUGGAAUAGGAGAUUUUAUUCUAUUUUUGGGUAAAUGCUUUGUCACUGCUGCAACUGGAAGUAUUGCAUUAUUAUUUAUGAAACAAGACCCUAGAUUACAUUUUUAUGCAGCACCAGUUUUCGUUAUUUGUAUCUUUGCAUUCUUUAUUGCUCAUUGUAUUAUUUCUCUUUAUGAGACUGUAAUAGACACUUUGUUUCUUUGCAUCUGUGAAGAUAAGAAUUUAAAUGGCGAGAAUGGAAAAUGGCGUCAAUCAGCGUUAGUUCAAAUCGAAUCUAAUACUAGUUCAAAUGGCCAACAAGCACAUGAAUUAGUACCAAUGAAUACAUAAGUAUUAUACUAAAACACAGACUUUCUGCUUCUCACUUUUAUACAUGCUUUUAUAAGCAUGUAUAAAAUACAAUAGCAUUUCAAUAGCUUACAAUAGCAUUUAAUAUUUAUAAAUUUGAAAGCUUUUCAUAACUUUUAUAUAACAUUCAAUCAUUCAUAA